Messenger RNA from Coregonus sp. 'balchen', 16005 nucleotides. The record is from the annotation of a GenBank genome assembly. Lineage: Eukaryota; Metazoa; Chordata; Actinopteri; Salmoniformes; Salmonidae.
UGAGGUUUGCAGAUUGUGGCCUGGGCAACAGGGUUCUGUUGGAGGUGGGCGACGCUGUGGACUUCAGGCUGGGUGAAGAUGGCAUGGUGUACGCCCGGCACGCCCUCCGUCUGGCGGACAGGAAGAGAGCCUUCUUAGUGGUGCGAGCGAGGGAUCAGGAAACCAAGGAGGAGUGGAACACACGCGUUCACCUCCAGCUCCGGACAGACGGACAGGGAGACACGACAGAACACAACAAACAGGUAUGGAAAGAAUAGAAUAUCACAAUUGGUCAUUUAGCAGAAGCUUUUAUCUAUUCAAGGUGACCCUUUUGGUUCCAGGUAUACCAUUCUGGUUUCCAUGUAGAACCCUUUCCACAUAGAGGAUUCUACAUGGAACCCAAAAGGGUUCUACUUGGAACCAAAAAGGGUUCUCCGGUAGGGACAGUCAAAGAAUCCUUUUGGAACCCUUUUUUCUAAGAGUUUAGGUAUGGAGAAAAGACACAUGAAUAAUUAUAAUGUGGAGAUGGAAGUCAGAGGAGCAGUUCAUCAUAAGGCUACAUUAUCCAUCAGUCAAUUAACCAAGUUUCCCGACCACUCUUACUUAUUUAUAAGGAUUCACUAAUGUUACAUUUACUAAAUAAAAAUUCACAGCCCACUCUGUUAGCCUUUGAUGGCUAGUGAAGUGCUGAUAACCACAGAAACAAGACAGCUCUCGCUACAGUACAGCCAUCCUAAAUGGCACCCUAUUCCCUAUAUAGUGCACUACACCCUAUGAGUGCCCUGGUCAAAAGUAGUGCACUAUAUAGGGAAUACAUUGCCAUUUGGGACGCACACAUAGCAUCUGAUGCUGCUGCCUCCUGUGUGUAAAUUAGAGAAAUAAGUAGGUCGUCUCUAUAAGGGGAGACAUUAAAGAGCCACUACAGCGACCUGUUCACAUCUCCCAGUAAAAAUGUUCCCAGAAAUAGUGCAGUGCAAUAUACUUACUGUGUCCAUUACAGUCUCUCAGCCUUCUGUGGGAGCAGUGAAAACAGUGUGAGAAAGGAAAAAGCUGUUAAAAACAACACCAAUAUGAAACCUGUGAAUAAAAGCUAUGAAAUGUAACCAGUGGAGUGUUAGGCAGCUAUUAGUCAGCUAGCUCUCUUAACAGACUGAUGGAGCAGAAUACUCUGAGAGAAGGGAGGGAGGGAGGGUUUGGUGAGAGGGAGAGAAAAGAUGGAGUGAGAUUUGGGGGAAGGAAGCAGGAGAGAGAGAAGGAUAAGGAUAGAUGUAUAGAGAAAGAGAAAAAUAGAGAAGGGAUGAGCUGGAGGGAUAGAGCUGGAGGGAUAGAGAUAGAGGGAUAGAGAUGGAGGGAUAUAGAUGGAGAAGUGGGGAAAGAUGGAGGAUAGAGGGAGGAAUAGAGAGGGAUAUAAGAGGAUAGAUGGGGAUGGAGGUUGAGGGAUAGAUGGAGGGAUAUAGAUGGAGGGAUAUAGAUGGAGGGAUAUAGAUGGAGGGAUAUAGAUGGAGGGAUAUAGAUGGAGGGAUAUAGAUGGAGGGAUAUAGAUGGAGGGAUAUAGAUGGAGGGAUAUAGUUGGAGGGGUAUAGAUGGAGGGAUAGAGAUGGAGGGAUAUAGAUGGAGGGGUAUAGAUGGAGGGAUAUAGAUGGAGGGAUAUAGAUGGAGGGAUAUAGAUGGAGGGGUAAGGUGGAGGGGUAGAGAUGGAGGGAUAUAGAUGGAGGGGUAGAGGUGGAGGGGUAGAGGUGGAGGGGUAGAGGUGGAGGGGUAGAGAUGGAGGGGUAGAGGUGGAGGGGUAGAGGUGGAGGGGUAUAGAUGGAGGGGUGGAGAUGGAGGGGUAUAGUUGGAGGGGUAUAGUUUAGGGGUAGAGAUGGAGGGGUAGAGAUGGAGGGGUAUAGAUGGAGGGAUAUAGAUGGAGGGGUAGAGAGUGGAGGGGUAUAGUUGGAGGGGUAUAGUUGUAGGGGUAGAGAUGGAGGGGUAGAGAUGGAGGGGUAUAGUUGGAGGGGUAGAGAUGGAGGGGUAUUAGAUGGAGGGAUAUAGAUGGAGGGGUGAGUAGGGGUGGGGGGUAUAGUUGGAGGGUUGGUAUAGUUGGAGGGGUUUAGUUUAGGGGUUGGUGGAGGGGUGAGGUGGGGUAGGGGUAUGAUGGAGGGGUGGAGAUGGAGGGUUUAGAUGGAGGUUGGUAUGAGAUGGAGGGGUAUUAUGUGGAGGGGUUAGAUGGUGGUAGGGGUUAGAGAUGGAGGGGUAUAGUUGGGGGGUAUAGUUUAGGGGUUAGGAGGAGGGGGGUGUGAUGGGGGUUUAGUUGGAGGGUUAUGUUGUGGUAGUGGGGUAGAGUGGAGGGGUUUAGAGAUGUGGGGGUCUCGCUGGGGCUUUGCUGGCGGUGUUGCUGGCGGGUUCGCUGUGGUGGGGCUGGGUUAUGUUGGCGGGGUCUGUUUCGGGGUCUAGCUGGCGGGGUAGGAGGGGGGUCGGAUUGGAGGGGUGGGUGGCGGGAUAGAGAUGGAGGGGUAUAGUUGGAGGGGUGGAGAUGGAGGGAUAUAGAAAGAGGAUGUGAUGUCUAAGAGAGAUCCUAUUAAAUUACAUGGGUAAUUAACUAAGUAUUUUAAUUCCUAAUUCUAUGGCUAAUUCUAUGACAUAAACAGAGCGUGCGUGUGUGUGAGAGAGAGAGAUAUUUUGUUUUUGUAUGUUUCUUUUCUUCCUGGUGUUUUCUGGAAUAACUUCUUGAUGUGUGUGGGUUUGUCAGAGAAAUCUGUCUGUGUGUCUAUAUUUUUGUCUUUGUCUGUAUGUUGGUGUGUAACAUGUUUUUCUCUGCAGGUGAACUCCAGUGAUGCAACUGUGAUCAUGUUUCCAUGGCGCAGCGUGGUCGUCAGGGGUGAUGGAUCUCUGAGGCGGGUAAAGAGGGACUGGGUCAUCCCCCCCAUCAACGUCCCCGAGAACUCACGAGGACAGUUCCCAGAGGAGCUAGUCAGGGUAGGACACACACACGGUUCAGAGGACACAUUUCACACACAUUUCCCAGGGGUGCUAAUCAAGGGAAGACAAACACACUGUCACGCAAAGUCUGUCAUUUGGCCACUAGCGCAGAGGGUUUCAUAGAGUGUGUGUUUGUGUGUUAAUGUAGCUCAGUUGGUAGAGCAUGGCGCUUGCAACGCCAGGGUUGUGGGUUCGUUUCCCACGGGGGGGCCAGUAUGAAAAUGUAUGCACUCACUAACUGUAAGUCGCUCUGGAUAAGAGCGUCUACUAAAAUGUAAAUAUAAUGUUUUGUGUGUAUGUACAGUGUAUGUGUGUAGCGCUCACUAUUUCCGCCUGACACCAUCUGCUGGUAUGAUAUUUAUAUUAGAAUCUGUGGAGAGACAGGGGGUUAAUGGAAGGGUUCUAGUGAUUUAUACGUGUUUCAUUAAGGUUUAUGGUGCAUCUGCUGCUUCCUGUCUGUACUGUAUAGCCUAUGUAUGGUGUUGAGUGGAGCUAAAUAUGUUUUAAAUAAAAGUGUGGUUGUGUAACUGUAUCUAAAGUGGGAAUAUCUCUCCCUCCCUCCCUCCCUCUUGCUCUCCCACUCGCUCUCUCUUUCCCCCUGUGGUCUAGAUCCGGUCGGACCGUGAUAAGAACCGUCUCCUGCGGUACAGUGUGACUGGACCCGGUGCUGACCAGCCUCCGACCGGGAUCUUCAUCAUCAACCCUAUCUCUGGUCAGCUCUCUGUGACCAAACCCCUCGACCGCGAACACAUCUCCAACUUCCAUGUAAGUGUGUAACUGGGGUUGCAAAAUUCUGGUAACUUUCCCAAAAUUCCCAGGUUUUUCAGAAAUCCUGGUUGGAAGAUUCACUGGAUCAGGAGGGAAUCCUAUAUAGAGAAUCCCUCUGACCACAUUAUUUGCUGCCAAUUGCUGGUGUAUGUAAAACGUCACACUGAGGUAGUUGGACAGGAAACUUCAGUCUGAGAAUGUUACCUUUUAUCUGCAGUACACAAACAGGCACACAUGCACACACACUGAGACACACUCAAGCAACUCUAGCUCUGAUCUGCAGGCAGGACAUUUGGAUGAAGGGUGGGGCUCCCUCAUGAAUAUUCAUACAGUGUGAUGUAGUUGUCAGAGUCACUGAAGCUCUGUCAUGAAUAUAUUCAUGAGCUGUUGCGGUGGCAGUACUGGAGACUCGGUAUAAAGAGCAGCACAGACAGUAUAGCAGCUAUGAGACAGGGCACAGGGUGAGGGUACUGUAACAGCAGUAUGUUAUGGCAGCUACUCCUCCCUGCCUAGCGGUAGGCCUCUCUACCUCUCUGCCAUGGCUGUUUUGGAGACAGGUACUGGGGAGGGUAAUCUGCUUUUUCCAUGUAUUGCUCUCUGUUAGAGAGCAGUAGUUGAGAGGCCCUAGGAGAGAAACACUUAAGGGUCUUUAGAUCCACCCUUGAGAGGCCAAGUGUACACUAACCUCAGUCAAUGGCCCCGUUCCAAUCCCAAUACCUCACACCCUUCCUCUCUCUCUGCCCUUGGAGGCUUGAGCUCUGAAGUGUAAGCAAUAUGUAGGGCGUUCACUCACCGCUCUAGAAUGUAGUGAAAUAUGGGUAAAUUCAAGAGGGUGCUCCUACAUUUAUGUCUAAACCUAGUUUUCUUUAGCCUAUGUCAUUAUGAAUCACAUACAAUUAAUUAUUAGAUUGUUCUCUACAAUAUUACAACCUUAAUAUUCUUGUACUUAACAGUAUUGAGUAAAUAAGAACGUUAGUUUGUUGUGACCAUUGCUACUUUAGACCGUGCAGCUCUUGGUUGCAUCUCUUCCAUAUUUUGGCGUUGGAGGUGAUAACAUUAGGAGGCGUUUCCACACUUUGGACCAAUCAAAAUCAACUUGAUACCUCGUAAUUUUCAUCUCCAGAUCCGUGGCUUUCUAUUCCUCUAACCCCGGUCAAUCAAUAUUGAGAGGGUCGUUUCUAUGGUAAUUUAAAGGGGAUGACUCAGAAAUUCACAAUGAAAACUGGAACAGAUUUUUAGGAUAGAUAUUGAAAUUGAGUCAGUUAGCUAUGUUAAUUAAUAUAUAUAUAUAUAUAUAUAUAUAUAUAUAUAUAUAUAUAUAUAUAUAUUUGGCUCAAUUGUCACGACUGUCUGUGAGAUGCGGUAAACGAAGUCAGGCGCAGGACACAGAACUCUCGGAUACGUACUUUUAAUACGAAAAGGAUCCAAAAGGACACAGAAAAUAACUCCACGCAGGGAGGAAAUAACCCGUUCACAAAAUAGACAACCGUGAAGGGGAAAACAAUCACACACAAAGUACAGAUGAGAGACAGGGGUAAUUAUAAGGGAAACAAUUAACAUAAUGACGAACAGGUGUAAACAAUACAGACAAAACUAAACAAACACCGAUAACAUCGAACGGCAGCAGCUAGUACUCCGGGGACGACGAACGCCGAAGCCUGCCCGAGCAAGGAGGAGGAGCAGCCUCGGCAGAAUCCGUGACAUCAAUUUUGUUUUGUAUUCUGUGGAUUUCAUUUAGAAAAAGCCACUUUUAUCACACAUGAACCUGCAGCCACUAAUUAGCUUCUAAGUUGACGUUUGAAGUUUGCUCCAUGGGCAGAAAGGCGCUGUGACAGAGUUAUAUUGAGUAGCGACCACUUUUUCACCAUGGCCAUAAUUACAUUCUAUUCACUCUAAUUAUGCUAAAUUCUCGGAGUAAAUCGUCAUCUAACUUUUUAACUAUACAGUGCCUUCAGAAAGUAUUCAGACCCCUUGACAUUUUCCACAUUUUGUUACGUUACAGCCUUAUUCUAAAAUGGAUUAAAUAAAUACAAAUCCUCAGCAAUCUACACGCAAUACCCCAUAAUGACAAAGCGAAAACAGUUUUUUAUACAUUUUAGCAAAUGUAUAAAAAAUUAUAAACAGAAAUGCCUUAUUUACAUAAGUAUUCAGACCAUUUCCUACUAAACUCGAAAUUGAACUCAGGUGCAUCCUGUUUCCAUUGAUCAUCCUUGAUGUUUCUACAACUUGAUUGGAGUCCACCUGUGGUAAAUUCAAUUGAUUGGACAUGAUUUGAAAAGGCACACACCUGUCUAUAUAAGGUCCCACAGUGCAUGUCAGAGCAAAAACCAAGCCAUGAGGUCGAGGAAUUGUCCGUAGAGCUCCGAGAUAGGAUUGUGUCGAGGCACAGAUCUGGGGAAGGGUACCAAAACAUUUCUGCAGCAUUGAAGGUCCCCAAGAACACAGUGGCCUUCAUCAUUCUUAAAUGGAAGAAGUUUGGAACCACCAAGACUCUUCCUGAGCAAUCGGGGGAGAAGGGCCUUGGUCAGGGAGGUGACCAAGGCACCAUCCCUACGGUCAGGGAGGUGACCUGGCACCAUCCCUACGGUGAAGCAUGGUGGUGGUAGCAUCAUGCUGUGUCUUUCAGCAGCAGGGACUGGGAGACUAGUCAGGAUCGAGGCAAAGAUGAACGGUGCAAAGUACAGAGAGAUCCUUGAUAAAAACCUGCUCCAGAGUGCUCAGGACCUCAGACUGGGGCGAAGGUUCACCUUCCAACAAGACAAUGACCCUAAGCACACAGCCAAGACAACGCAGGAGUGGCUUCGGGACAAGUCAAUGAAUGUCCUUGAGUGGCCCAGCCAGAGCCUGGACUUGAACCCGAUCGAACAUCUCUGGUGAUACCUGAAAAUAGCUGUGCAGCAACGCUCCCCAUCAAACCUGACAGGGCUUGAGAGGAUCUGCAGAGAAGAAUGGGAGAAACUCCACAAAUACAGGUGUGCCAAGCUUGUAGCGUCAUACCCAAGAAGACCCGAUGCUGUAAUCGCUGCCAAAGGUGCUUCAACAAAGUACUGAGUAAAGGGUCUGAAUACUGAAAAUGUCGAAAUACCUAUUUUUGCUUUGUCAUUAUGGGGUAUUGUGUGUAGAUUGAUGAGGGGAAAAAACGAUUUAUUCAAUUUUAGAAUAAGGCUGUAACGUAACAAAAUGUGGAAAAAGUAAAGGGGUCUGAAUACUUUCCGAAGGCACUGUAUAUGGUAGAAACAAAGGGUUUGGACUAUUGUUUCUCUGAUGCAAUUCUCUAUUGAAUGAACAUGUUUUCAGAAACAUUGAAUUAAAUAAUCAUUUUAUGGGUGAACACCCUACUUUAUGCUGAAAACUAUACCUAGCCUAUCCAAGGUCUAUGUGGAGAUAUUGCCAUAUUGCUUACACAUACAUAAUCCUUUCUGAUCCAUGUGAGAGAGAAAACAACAGAAGAGGCAAAGUCAUGAGUUAUAGAAUUGGAGUCCUCACAACAGCUUUUCCCUAACCCUGAGUUUGUCUCUGUCUGUGUAGCUGUGAGCCCAUGCCAUGUCAUUCCCUAACCGUGUCCUAACCCUGAUCCUCUAUCUGUCCCUCUAGCUGCGAGCCCAUGCUGUGGACCUGAAUGGGAACCAGAUAGAGAACCCCAUAGACAUCGUCAUCAAUGUCAUAGACAUGAACGACAAUAGACCAGAGUUUACACACACCAUCUACAACGGAUCAGUACCAGAGGGCUCCAAACCAGGUAAAAACACACACACACACCUGAGUGGCGCACCGGUCUAAGGCACUGCAUCUCAGUGCUUGAGGCGUCACUACAGACCCCCUGGUUCGAUUCCAGGCUGUAUCACAACCGGCCGUGAUUGGGAGUCCCAUAGGGCGCCGCACAAUUGGCCCAGCGUUGUCCGGGUUUGGCCAGUGUAGGCCGUCAUUGUAAAUAACUUAACUUAACUGACUUGCCUAGUUAAAUAAAGGUAAAAUAAAAAACACACACUCACGCACACAUACAGUCAAUUUUUUAUUGACUGCUUGGUUUGCGUUCCCAGGGUCCUUUGUGAUGACAGUGACAUCAGUGGACAAGGACGACCCUAAAACAGCCAAUGGGAUGCUCCGAUACAAGAUUAUAUCUCAGAACCCUGAGAGUCCCUCUUCCAACAUGUUCACCAUCAACAACAAGACAGGAGGCAUCAUCACCGUAGCAGCAGGCCUCGACAGAGAGGUGGGUGGGUGUUUGUGUGUGUGCGCGUGUGUGUGUGUGUGUGUGUGUGAUGUGUAUCAAUGUGUACACCAUAACAAAAAAGAUCCUGUUGUUUCUACCGUAAUUUACUGGCACCCUCCUGUAAGAUACUGUAAGAAAAAAAAGUUAUCUUUGGUUUAACAGUACAUUAUGUUUACAGGUAACUGGCUGCCAGUAAGUUACUGUAAAAACAACAGCAUUUAUUUUACACUGUAUGAGUUUGUGUUUACAUACUGACUGUCUAGGUUAUUCUCUGUAAUCUGAACCUGUCCCCUCUUGUUUUCCUCCUUCCAGAAAGUUCCUCAGUACACGCUGAUCAUCCAGGCUACUGACAUGGAGGGGAACCCCACCUACGGCCUGUCUAACACAGCAACAGCUAUCAUCAGGAUCAGUGACGUCAAUGAUAACCCCCCAGAGUUCACCGCUGACACAGUAAGUCACACACAGACAGACAGACAGACAGACACACAGACACAAAGACACAGUACAAAUAAAUACACACACACACACACACACACACACACACACUUUCUUUCUCACACACAUCAAAGAACACCAAAUAAAUAAUCUUUCAACAAAAAACAUUACCAAAGUUUAUUUAUCAUAUUAUUGAGCAGGAUUUUUCAUCUCUCACUCCCUCAUCACUCUCCCCCCUCCCCCUCCCUCUGUAGUUCUAUGGAGAGGUGCAUGAGAACCGUGUGAAUGUGAUCGUAGCUAACCUGACAGUAACAGAUAAGGACCAGCCCCAUACUGCAGCGUGGAGGACUGUGUACAGGAUCACCGCUGGAGACCCCACUGGACGCUUCUCCAUCCCGACUGACCCCACCACCAACGAGGGACUGGUCACUGUGGUCAAGGUAGGACACAGCACAGCACAUAUACACUACCGGUCAAAAGUUUUAGAACAUACUACUCAUUUUCUUUAUUUUUACUAUUUUCUACAUUGUAGAAUAAUAGUGAAGACAUCAAAACUAUGAAAUAACACUUAUGAAAUCAUGUAGUAACCAAAAAAGUGUUAAACAAAUCAAAAUAUAUUUAAUAUUUGAGAUACUUCAAAUAGCCACCCUUUGCCUUGAUGACAGCUUUGCACACUCUUGGAAUUAUCUCAACCAGCUUCACCUGGAAUGCUUUUCCAACAGUUUUGAAGGAGUUCCCACAUAUGCUGAGCAUUUGUUGGCUGCUUUUCCUUCACUCUGCGGUCCGACUCAUCCCAAACCAUCACAAUUUGGUUGAGGUCGGGGGAGUGUGGAGGCCAGGUCAUCUGAUGCAGCACUCCAUCACUCUCCUUCUUGGUAAAAUAGCCCUUACACAGCCUGGAGGUGUGUUGGGUCAUUGUCCUGUUGAAAAACAAAUGAUAGUCCCACUAAGCCCAAACCAGAUGGGAUGGCGUAUCACUGCAGAAUGCUGUGGUAGCCAUGCUGGUUAAGUGUGCCUUGAAUUCUAAAUAAAUUAUAGACAGUGUCACCAGCAAAGCACCCCCACACCAUAACACCUCCUCCUCCAUGCUUUACGGUGGGAAAUACACAUGUGGAGAUCAUCCGUUCACCCACACCGCGUCUCACAAAGACACAGCGGUUGGAACCAAAAAUCUCAAAUUUGGACUCCAGACUAAAGGACAAAUUUCGUGUUUCUUGGCCCAAGCAAGUCUGUUCUUCUCAUUGUUGUCCUUUAGUAGUGGUUUCUUUGCAGCAAUUCAACCAUGAAGGCCUGAUUCACACAGUCCCCUCUGAACAGUUGAUGUUGAGAUGUGUCUGUUACUUAAACUCUGUAAAGCAUUUAUUUGGGCUGCAAUUUCUGAGGCCGGUUAACUCUAAUGAACGUAUCUUCUGCAGCAGAGGUAACUCUGCGUCUUCCAUUCCUGUGGCGGUCCUCAUGAAAGCCAGUUUCAUCAGAGCGUUUGAUGGUUUUUGCGACUGCACUUGAAGAAACUUUCAAAGUUAUUGCCCUUCAUGUCUUAAAGUAAUGAUGGACUGUCGUUUCUCUUUGGUUAUUUGAGCUGUUCUUUUUUUAUUUUUUAUUUUGUUUUUGGGGGGGGGGGGGGGUGGGGGGUAGAUCAGCUUCAUAUUGCAGAUAGAUUGUAACUUCUAUCAAUGUAAUUGUCUGCAUCACUUCCAAUCCCCCAUGUUUUUUAUAUAUAUACUCCCCUUUAUUACUUUUCAACCCCGCCAUCCUUUCCCUACUUGGGGUAAAUUAGUGAACAACAAUGCCCAGGCCUCUACUUCCAGCCUAUACUUACUAUCUACACCUUAUGGACACAGUCAAUUUUACAAUAAUUAUAUUUUAUUUGGGGUUUUUUGUUUUUGCUCCUGAACUUCUUCUACUCUCAACCUCUCCGAUCAUUUUCAUGAUGUCCAUCCGGUUUGCUUCUAUAUGCCAUAUCUUUCUAACUGUGCUCUUUCCCAAAAGCUCCCAACAUACAACCUAUAUACUUAUCAUGGACACAGUAUGCUUACAUUAUUAGUUAUCUUGUUAUUAUUUGUUGUUAUUUGUUAUUAGUCCCAUCCUUCAACUCCAUUCAAUACCUCCCAUCUAUCUCUUAACACCAUCCAUAUAGGAUUUCUAUUUGCCAUAUAUAUUUCAACCGUACUGUGAUGUUUUACAAAAGUUCUGAACCUUUCUAUUCUCAUUAUUUGUUCUGUUGAUAGUGGACAACCUUGUUUCACUCCUCUUGACAGUUUAACAUUUUCUGAGAAAUAGCCAUUAUUUACUAUUUUACACCUAGGGUUACUAUACAUGAUUUUGACCCAUUUUAUAAGAGCUUAUUUGAGCUGUUCUUGCCAUAAUAUGGACUUGGUCUUUUACCAAAUAGGGCUAUCAUCUGUCACAACACAACUAAUUGGCUCAAAUGCAUUAAGAAGGAAAGAGAUUCCACAAAUUAUCUUUUAACAAGGCACACUUUCCAGGUGACUACCUCAUGAAGCUGAUUGAGAUAAUUUCAAGAGUGUGCAAAGUUGUCUUCAAGGCAAAGGGUGGCUAUUUGACACUUUUUUGGUUACUACAUGAUUCCAUAUGUGUUAUUUCAUAGUUUUGAUGUCUUCACUAUUAUUCUACAAUGUAUAAAAUAGUAAAAAUACAGAAAAACCCUUGAAUGAGUAGGAGUUCUAAAACCUUUGACCGGUAGUGUACAUACAUACAGUACAGACUGUACAUACAGCACACAGAUAUACACAUCACAUAUAUUGUACACGGCUAUGCACACAACAUGUACCUCUCUGUAUAUUUAUGUACACACACAGACAGAUGCUGCACAUACAAACAACACACAGAUAAACACACACAUGAUAACGGCUAAUCACAGGAGGUUGGUGGCACCUUAAUUGGGGAGAACAGGCUCGUGGUAAUGGCUGGAGCGGAAUGAGUGGAAUGGUAUCACAUACAUUAAACACAUGGUUUCCAGGUGUUUGAUGCCAUUUCAUUCGCUCCAUUCCAGCCAUUAUUAUGAGCCGUCCUCCCCUCAGCAACCUCCACUGCGGCUAAUGUAUGUCUAUCUGGCCGAUAAACUGUAUGUGCGUGUGUAUAUAUGAGCGUGGCUAACUGGUGUGUAUUUCCGUGUUUACGUGUCUCUCAAUCUCCAGCCCAUAGACUAUGAGGUAAAUCGUUCCUUCAUGUUGACGGUGCUGGCUGAGAAUGAGGUUGCCCUGGCCCGUGGUAUCCACCUGCCCCGUCAGUCCACCGCCACCGUGUCUGUACGCAUCGCAGAUGUCAACGAGAGCCCAGAGUUCUCCCCCAACCCUAAAGCCAUCAAACUGGAGGAGGGACUACCAGCCGGCUCGCUACUCACCACCUUCACAGCACACGACCCUGACAGAUACAUGCAGCAGAACAUACGGUACGGAGAGGAGAGAGAAAAAGAGGGGAGAGAGUAUUGCAGGGUUGCUCAUGUUAGCUGAUAAUGUUUUAUGAUGUUUUAUAUGUGUUGAAUGUGUAUGUUUCAAAUGCAUUAUAGAGUGUCAUGUUACUUCCUGUUGUAAUUGUGUUCUCUCAUCCUUUUGGUUGAUAUCCAGGUAUUCGAAGCUGUUUGACCCUGCUAAUUGGCUGGAGAUCGACCCUGUAAACGGGCGGAUCUCCACAAUCGCUGUGCUGGACAGAGAGUCUCACUAUGUGAAGAAUAACCUCUAUAACGUCACCUUCAUGGCCUCUGACAAUGGUGAGUUGUGUGUGUAGGCCUAUACUGUUUUUAGAGCUUACUGUGUUUAUAGCUGUGUUUAAUGUGGGAGGAUGGGAGAUGGGGUACUCUUGCAGGGAAGCUCUUUGAGCUCGAUCUUACUAUUCACAUUAAUUAAAUUCAGUUACAAUCCAUUCAGUCUGAAUCACUUUCUUAGCACGAUAAUACAAAUAUUUUGUUGCCAAAAUCCCCCAAAAUUCUAAGACCAUCUCAGAUGACAAUGGCAGUACUGCUUCAGAAAAUGAUAUGUGUACGGAUGAGCAUACAAACUAGUGCUCACAUACACAUUCUCUAAAAACACUCUCUCCCUGUCACAUGCACACACACACACACACACACACACACACACACACCACAGAGCCCCUGCUGUGUCUGAGCUUAAUUUUGACUGAGCUCUUCAUUGUGCUUUUGCCAAAUACACACACACAUGCUCCUGCUCUCUCUCACUCACACACACACACACACACACACACACACACACACACACACACACACACACACACACACACACACACACACACACACACACACACACAGGCAGAUGUGUGCCUCAGACAGACUCCCUAACAUACUGAUCUCUCUUUCCCUCAUUCCCUUACUCACUCUCCUGGUGUGUAUGUUGAAUCACACGUUUCUCUCAUCACAUCUCUUAUUUAGAAGGUUAGUUUUACUGAGGUCAGAUGUAGCUGUUGACAGAGUGUUGUUUUGAGAAGUUUGGAUGUUGCAAUAUGGUUUUGGGUGUGGCAUAAUAUUAUGUAUGACAGCAUGAAUCGUGUUUGUUUUGAAUGCUGUAUUGUGCCUAUGAGGAUUCUUAUUACCCUGUGUUUUUGGCAGUGGUUGGAACCAAAAUUAUUUUCCAAUCGUUUCGUUCUGAACAGACCCACUAUUUUUGUUCGUUUCGUUCAACUGAACCGAUUCGAACCAAAAAAACGUACCGUUUAUGUCACGUUCGCCUAAGAAGUAUGACCAAAGCGCAGCGUUGGGAGUGAACAUCUUGACUUUAAUAAUUCAACACGAGAAUCCAAAACAAACCACGAUCGUGAAGUCCUCAGUGACAACUACUGAACAAUGAACAAAAACCCACAACCCCAAGGUGAACAAUGACAGUUUAAAUAUGGCUCCCAAUCAGAGAUAACGAGCCGACAGCUGACACUCGUUACCACUGAUUGGGAGAAACAACCAAUAACCACCCAACCAACCCAAACACAACAAUACUUAACACACUCUGGCUAAAAACCCAAGUCCCGGAACCAGAGCGUGACAGUACCCCCCCCUAAAGGCGCGGACUGCGACCGCGCCUCAAAAACCCAAAUAGGGGAGGGCUGGGUGGGUGUUGCUCCUCGGAGGCGGCUCCGGCUCCGGGCUUGACCACCACCCUACAUAACUCCCCCCGUAAUGGCCCCGGUCCAAUCCAACCCAGCUGGCUGGAUCCAAACUGAUGACGAGCACCCCUAGCUUGGCGCGUGAGACAGGAACGGACCGGACCUGGCCGACGAUACGCACCCUCGGCUUGGUGCGUGGAGCCGGAACGGACCUCCUCAGGUUGACGACUCGCCUCCCUGGCUUGGUGCGAGUAGCAGGAAUAGGCUGAACCAGGUUGACGACUCGCCCCCUUAGCCUGGUGCGAGUGGCAGGAACAGUCCGGGUUGGGCCGGCGACGCACACCGUAGUCUUGGUGCGUAGAGCAGAGACAGGCCGGGCUGGGCUGGCGACGCACCCCCUAGGCUUGGUGCGUAGAGCAGGGACAGGCGGGGCUGGGCUGGCGAAACGCACCACAGACUUGGUGCGGGGCGCAGGAACAGGCCGGGCUGGGCUGGCGACGCACCCCCUAGGCUUGGUGCGUAGAGCAGGGACAGGCCGGGCUGGGCUGGCGAAACGCACCACAGACUUGGUGCGGGGCGCAGGAACAGGCCGGGCUGGGCUGGCGACGCACCCCGUAGGCUUGGUGCGUUGAGCAGGGACAGGCCGGGCUGGCGACGCGCACCGUAGGUUCAAUGCGAGGAACAGGAACAGACAGAACCGCACUGGGGACACACACCCCUGGCCCUACACGGGGAUCAGGAACGGGCCGGACCGGACUGGUAACACACCCCAGUACCUCUCGCCGUACCUCCACACUUUCCUUCCCCUUCAUGACCAGUGGCCCCCUUAAACUGGCGGCCAUAUCUGCCAACCUCUUGCACUCCUCCGGGCCGUACACCUUCUGCCCCGACGUCGUGAGCCCCCCCCUAAAAAUUUUCUGGGGGUCUCUCCUCCCCGUGGACCAGGCAUCUAUCUUCCUCGCCAGACUCUCCAGACUCUCCAUCCUCUGCUCCCAAGUCCAACCUCUCUCCUCCUCACGCGGCUUGACCCAGUCGAAGUGGAUAUCCGCUAGAGUUGCUUCUGGCGUUGGCUCCUGGACACGCUGCUUGGUCUCGUUGUGGUGGGUUUUUCUGUCACGUUCGCCUAAGAAGUAUGACCAAAGCGCAGCGUUGGGAGUGAACAUCUUGACUUUAAUAAUUCAACACGAGAAUCCAAAACAAACCACAAUCGUGAAGUCCUCAGUGACAACUACUGAACAAUGAACAAAAACCCACAACCCCAAGGUGAACAAUGACAGUUUAAAUAUGGCUCCCAAUCAGAGAUAACGAGCCGACAGCUGACACUCGUUACCACUGAUUGGGAGUCACUCAACCAAAUACAGAAACAACCAAUAACCACCCAACCAACCCAAACACAACAAUACUUAACACACUCUGGCUAAAAACCCAAGUCCCGGAACCAGAGCGUGACAGUUUAUAUCGUUCCUUUGUGUUCCUUUUUUAACGUUUUUUACAUUUAGCUCACUAACUUACUUCACCAAUCAGUGCGGAUAGAGCAGGUAAGCUAGUUGUUUACAUGCGUGAUGGACAGACAAGUGUAGCCUAUGGCGCAAGAUGCGACUGAAAUGUUGCAGGUGGCAAGAGAGGGUUGAGGAGGAGGCUUGAAACGCUGGGCAUCUUGUUUUGACAUGCAUUAUAUGAAUUAGGUCCACAUAAUUAUACCUAGGAGGAGUGGCUUCUCUGGAGGAACUUUGAAUGUCCUUUGAGCUAGCUAGCUAACAAGCUUGCGCUAGAUAGCUAACAAGCUUGUGUGUGCAGAGCGGUACCAGAAUUUAAAACACGUCUUACCUUUUUGUAGUUAAUAAAUCCAAUGUGAAACAUCAUAACUAGGCCUGUUGUAUCCUUAACUAGCUUUUAAAAAGUCAAUCCAUUAUUCUCUAGCUAAUAAAAAAUCUGGCUCCCUAUCUUCUGAAUUUAGCAUUAAUGUAACAUCAGUACAGUCAGUAGCCUGUUUGGGGAUUUAGGCUGGGUUUCUGUAUAGCACUUUGUGACAUCUGCUGAUGUAAAAAGGGCUUUAUAAAUACAUUUGAUUGAUUGAUUUAGCUUGCAGGCAGAUACUGGAAUACGUUUUUGAGUGACAGAGUGAGGGCUUUGCAUAGGCGCUUAGUUGGUUUUGUUGUGGGACUAGAAAAAAAUGCCGGGAACGUAAAAUAACGUUAUUAACCCGUUCCCAUGCAUUUAAAAUAGCGGUUCUGUUCCAGGGUCUGUUUCUGUUCCUUGAAAAAGAAAAUCCUGAUUUUCAGUUCUGUUCUCUGAACCAGUUCCAACCCCUGGUAUCUCCUCUCAACAUAUAAAUAGUUCAGUACAGUAUCUAUGUUGCACCAAACAGGUUGCCUUUUUGACAUAUUUUAUUUAUUUAUUCAUAUCUAAGGGGCCUUUUACUCCACUUUGCUUAUCUCACUGGUCUCUCCUUCUCUUGCUCCUCCAUCCCUCCAUCCUCUCUCUCAGGCAUCCCCCCUGCCAGUGGUACGGGUACGUUACAGAUGUACCUUUUAGACAUAAACGACAAUGCUCCUCGUGUCUUCCCUCCGGAGGUGGAGAUG